UCGCACGGACCACCCCGAUUCAUUCGGCCUUCCCCUUCCGCCUCCCGACCGCGGCUGCUGCGGCGACCCAACCCGACCCCACCUCCCGCCGCCGCCGCCCUCCGCGCCCUCGCCGAGCAGAGCUAGGGUCCCGGCGGCCGCGAGCUCUCAGCGCCGCCAUCUCCGUCCACGCGUCCGAGCGCUACCGGAGGCUGUCGCGUCCCCGGCUCCUCCGCCCGUCCCCGGCGGCGAUCCGGCCGGCCCCAGAACCCUAGGGUUCUGCCGCAGCAGGAAUGAUGAGUCAUCAACAGCAAAUGGCCCCUCCGAGCAGGGGUUCUGUGAAUGGUUUGCCCCAUCGAAAGCUGGACAGGGAGAGUAGCGGGAAACAUGACAAUAAAACAAAUUUGAUGAGAUCAUCAUCUGGUGGUCUUGGUGGUGCAGAAAAUGGCAUCAAACUAGGGCAUACAAGCCAUUCGAGGGAUCGGCUAGUCUAUGUUCUAACGCAACUUGUUGGGCAUCACGUGGACGUGCAUGUGAAAAAUGGCUCUAUAAUCUCUGGAAUUUUUCAUGCAACAAACUCUGACAAAGACUUUGGAGUUGUCUUAAAAAUGGCUCAGGUCAUAAAGGAUAGUUCUGCCAGAGGACAAAGAUAUGCUGCUGAUGUUGUAAAGAAGCCUGAGACUAUGAUAAUACCAGCAAGAGAGCUUGUACAAGUUUUUGCCAAGGAUGUAGCACUUGGUGGUGAUGAGCUGCCAAAAGGUCCUGGCCAUGACAAAAGGAAAGACUUACUGAUUGAUUCUGCUAUUUCUCGCACUCAUUAUCUUGAAGAGAGAGAACUUGAGCGGUGGGCGCCGGAUGAAGGAGAUUCAGAGUGUAUCGAACUCGAAAAAUAUGACAGAAAAGGGAAUAGGAGCUGGGACCAGUUUGAAACCAAUGCAGCUUUGUUUGGGGUAAAGAGUACUUUCAAUGAAGAAAUUUAUACCACAAAGCUUGAGAGAGGUCCUCAUAUGAGAGAACUUGAAAAGCAUGCUUCAAGAAUAGCUAGAGAAAUAGAGGGAGAAGAUACCAAAGAUAUUCAUCUUGCAGAGGAAAGGGGCUUAUUCCUGGGUGAUGACUUGGACCAUGAUGAAGAGAUAAAAUAUUCAGCAGUGCGUAGAGACGCUGAUAACAGCAAAUACAAGACAUUUACAAAUGUCCCAAGCAGUACACGUCAUGUUGAUUCAUUUAACAGGACAGCCAACAUUGAUCCCAAGGAUUCACUGGCAUCUUCAUCAACAAUGGAUGAAGAAUCAUCUUCCUACAUAUUUGAUGAUACUGAUUCAUAUGCCAAUAUCCAAACCAAUAAUGUUAGCCAGCCAACAUCUGACGACCCAUCAAAUAAGCCCUUUUCCAUUGACGAAAGCAGGUUGGACAAGAAGCUAAGCAAAGAUGGUAAUGACAACUUGGAUAAAAGAAAGUUGCAACCUGAGAAUACUCAGUUAUCUGGUGGUGGCAGACCGCUUAUUUCUGAAGGGCUGGAUGGACCACCUUCAAGUUCACAUGCAUAUGAACCCUCAUCUUCUGGUCAAGGAUUCAAAUCUCCAGAAACCCCGGAUUCAACAGUAUCUGUCAAACAUCCUUCUGCAGUGGAACCUGUUACUUCCUCUCAAAGACCUGGUAGUUCGACGUCUUCGACGUCAGAGCGCAUUGCUGCAAACUCGGUGGCGAGCGCUCCUGGCUUGUCGCCAAGCUCUUCAAUAGGAUCUCUUACCUCAGAAAAGUCAACUCUGAACCCAAAUGCUAAGGAAUUCAAGCUAAAUCCUAAUGCCAAGAGCUUCACUCCAUCAGCAUCUCUGAGGCCACCACCUCCUCCAGCAUCUGAUGCAUCAUACUACUAUCCCAAUAACAUGCCGACCGCACCACUUGGACCUGGUCUACCAGUGGGCAUGGGGUUCCCUCCAGCAUAUGGUGGCCAGCCUGUCAUGUAUAAUACUCAACCUGGAACACCACCCCAGGGUUACAUGCAUCCUGCGGGGCCGCAGUAUGGACAGCAGAUGAUGAUGGGACAGACUCGUCCUGUUUAUUAUUAUGCACCUGAGAUGCAACAAUACAGAGGAAGAAACUUCUAAAGCAUACUAUUUUGAACUGCUGCUGGAUUAAAGUCGCAGCAACCCCCACUGAUGGGAUUAUAACCAGGCAAAAACCGCUAUUAGAAUGGAAAGAACUGGUGAUGAUCUCACUCCGACUUGUGUGCUGCUUGGAUUGCUUUGACAAAAGGCUCAUCAUUGCUCCUUACCUGUGCUCAACUCCGGAGGAAGUUCAUUAUUUUUGUCAGACUUUUGAUGUAAAUUAAAUUGCGGGUCAUCUGUUGGACCCUGAAAUGAAAUUCAUAAAUGCGUGAGUUUGUCCCAUUGUAAUAUUUAUUUAUGCGUUGUGUUCCUUCAGCUUGUUCUGAUGUAAGAUUUGGAAGGAAUUAUCAGUUAAAGGGGAUUAAACUGCAAACUUGAUAUC
Panicum virgatum (switchgrass) is the source of this 2469-nucleotide messenger RNA. Its product is annotated as polyadenylate-binding protein-interacting protein 4-like. The record is from RefSeq and is a predicted model, not a curated record. Lineage: Eukaryota; Viridiplantae; Streptophyta; Magnoliopsida; Poales; Poaceae. Gene Ontology annotation, cellular component: cytoplasmic stress granule. Gene Ontology annotation, molecular function: RNA binding. Bases 273 to 2087 code for a protein of 604 amino acids. Gene Ontology annotation, biological process: cytoplasmic stress granule assembly. The transcript is spliced from 15 exons.